AGGGAGUAUCUUUUAAAGACGGUAAUUACAUGCCUAAACAAUCGCAGCUUGAUAGAAAACCAUACCACAAAGGGUGCCCUAAAGUGGAUUUUGCUUUCAUCCGUGUCAUGUAAAACCCUAAUCGUUGAUACUCUGCAAAUCCAUUUGCAAUCACCCACUACAUUUGUUUCGCCUCGAUACAACUUCAAUCAUUUCAUUUCUUUCAAUGCAUCUAAAAGAUUUCCGGAGAAAUAUAACGAAAUCCCUGUUAAAAUCCUCUCAUACACCACCUUAUUCCACAAUUCUCACCCAAUUAAAUCCCACACAGAGCUACACAUCACCCCUAUAUCGCCGAAAUCACAUCUUAUUUCCCUCAAAUCCUUUACUCCCAUUACAUUUCCCACAAAAAACCCCAAGUUUUGCAGUGCAAAGGUGCAAUUUUGUCAAUGUUCCAGCGAGGGCGGUAACUGUUUGUAAAAAUGCCCAAGUAAAGCUUAAAGCAGAUUUUGAAACCGCGCAACAAGCAGAAGUGAUCUGUAAGCUAGUAUCCGCGAUUGGGAAUUCGCAAAAUGUAGAAGCCGCCAUGAAUUCUGCUACGUCGACUGAUUGUCUGUCUCCAAAUGUGGUUCUUGAAGUGUUAAAGAGAUUAAACAAUGGUGGAAUCAUGGCGCUGUCCUUUUUCCGGUGGGCGGAGAAGAAAAAAGGUUUUCAGCACAGUUCAGAAUGCUACAACUGUCUAAUUGAGUCAUUGGGGAAAAUCGAACAGUUCAAAAUGGUGUGGUUAUUGGUGGAUGAGAUGAAACUGAAAGGCCUGCUUUGUGCUGACACAUUUGCCCUGAUUUCGCGGAGGCUAGCGAGGGCGAGGAAGGUAAAAGAGGCUAUAGAGACGUUUGAGAGGAUGGAGAGAAAGUAUGGAAUGAAGCCUGAGCUGCAGGACUACAAUAGAUUGCUCGACACAUUAAGCAAAUCUAGGCAAGUGGAGAGGGCCCAAAUGGUGUUCGACAAAUGGAAAAACACGAGGUUUAUGCCCGACCUCAAAUCAUACACGAUCAUGUUGGAGGGGUGGGGUCAAGAGCGCAACUUCCUAAGGCUUGAUGAGGCUUUUCGCGAGAUGAAGGAGGAUGGAUUUGAGCCUGAUGUUGUGACUUAUGGGAUUCUUAUCAAUGCUUACUGCAAAGGAGGAAAGUAUGAUGAUGCUGUAAGAUUAUACUAUGAGAUGGAAGGAAAGAAUAUUAAGGCAACGCCUCAUAUAUAUUGUACCUUGAUAAAUGGUUUGGGGUCCGUAAAGAGGUUGAACGAAGCUGUCAAGUUCUACGAGUUAUGCAAGGGCAGCGGCUGUGAUGUCGAGGCUCCCACAUAUAAUGCUUUGGUGGGUGCUUAUUGCAAGUCAUGGAGGAUGCAUGAUGCUUAUAAGGUAGUUGAUGAGAUGAGGAAAUGUGGAGUCGGGCCUAACACGCGAACAUAUGAUAUAAUCCUUAAUAAUCUUGUAAAACUUCAGAGAAGCAAAGAGGCGUAUGGUGUUUUUCAGAGCAUGAAAGGGGAGAUGGGGUGUGAGCCGAGUGUGAGCACAUACGAGAUCAUGGUGAGGAUGUUCUGCAACGAAGGGCGCACGGAUAUGGCAAUGCAAAUAUGGGCGCAGAUGAAGGCGAGGGGCGUGCUCGCGGGGAUGCACAUGUUUUCAGCAUUGAUUGAUAGCUUAUGCAAUGAAAGGAGGAUAGAUGCUGCCUGCAAAUAUUUUCAUGAGAUGCUGGAAAUGGGCAUGCGGCCUCCAGAUCGCAUGUUCAAGCAGCUGAAGCAGUUUCUUGUUAAAGAGGGGAAACAAGACAUUGUCAUUAUCUUUGCUCACAAAAUUGAGAAGCUGAGGAAAUCCCCUUUUGUUGGUUGAUUUCAUGUUGUGCUAUACACUAAUUUAACUCAUUAGGUUAUAUUAAUUCUUGCUUUCUGUUUCCCAAAAUGAGACUUUGCCAAUGACAAUCUUGAUUCUUGAAAUCAA
Salvia miltiorrhiza (redroot sage) is the source of this 1972-nucleotide messenger RNA. Its product is annotated as pentatricopeptide repeat-containing protein At1g71060, mitochondrial-like. The transcript has a single exon. The record is from RefSeq and is a predicted model, not a curated record. NCBI's taxonomy places the organism in Eukaryota, Viridiplantae, Streptophyta, Magnoliopsida, Lamiales, Lamiaceae. Gene Ontology annotation, molecular function: protein binding. Bases 206 to 1864 code for a protein of 552 amino acids.